Messenger RNA from Asterias rubens (European starfish), 1596 nucleotides. Its product is annotated as divergent protein kinase domain 2A-like. Lineage: Eukaryota; Metazoa; Echinodermata; Asteroidea; Forcipulatida; Asteriidae. The transcript is spliced from 6 exons. Bases 143 to 1459 code for a protein of 438 amino acids. The record is from RefSeq and is a predicted model, not a curated record.
CAAGGGAAAAACUACUGUUUAUUUUUUACACACACACUCGGGGAAAACAAAUCAGUGUUUUCCGCAUUCGCGGGGCAGUCAUGCAUACAUAUGAAGGGUAACGUGUUUGGUUUUUAGCGUUCGAUCGUCUUAACAGAAUGGUAUGGAUACUGGAAUCACCACGGUAGCUACAAACUGGGGAGCCAUGGCUUGCUUUAGACGUCUAUGCUGUAGGUUCUGUCGGAUCUUCUCAUCACCAAAGUGCACCCGGUUCUUCUCCGUCCUUCUCCUCGUAACAAUGGCCUUCAUCUACUACAACCUUUUCUUCUUCCUCUCAACGAACCACCUAGAAAACCCGGACUUUGUGGGCGUCAAUAAAUGCCCGGCGUGUUACGGGACAAGCAUGUGUCAGGAAUUCAGCCACGGGUACCUCAGUUUGACGUCCUACUCAAGGAUGAGGUUCCUUGACAUCGUCAACGUGAAGAAUGUCUUCUACGGUUGGCAUCAAAAACUAAACUCCGAUGUGAUUUUAAAGCGCUUAGGCCAUAACAAGGAACUUGACAGUUUUGACAGGGAUAUAUGUAAGAAUGCUGGCGCCGGAGUUAAAUGCGACGUCGCGAAAAGUAUUUUUAAGACUAAGUUCUCAAGGGUGUUAGAGACGGAGAUGUUGACGAUCGCGGAUGCAGAGGGGCUUUCAGAUGUCGUUAGAUGUCCGUCGGAAAGACUAUUAGAAAGGAUUACAGCUAAGUUUAUGGAGUACAUUCCAGCCAAGACUCCGAAGAAAGACUGGAAGAUGAUGCUGAUGACAACAUUGGCUAUUAAUCCAGAGCCUAUAAUGUAUAUGAUAUUUCCUAAAUCAGAGGGCUGGCCAUUUCCUCAGUAUUAUGGAGCAUGUGGUCGUUUCAUCGUUCAGGACUACGUCGGCAAACCAUUAAAAAGCUACUUCCAAAAGGAUUGGAUGACACGACUAGAUUUGGCAUUUCAAGUGAUGAGAAUAGCUGAAAAGUUGACCAAUAACGAUCAAGGGUACGGACUCUACAUGACUGACGUCAGCCCGGAAAACUUUGCUGUAAACGAAAAGGGAGAGGUUUUUAUCAUUGACGCUGAGAAUAUUAUCGUCGUUGACAAACAGAAAAUCAAAACAGAUGGGAAACCAUUGUGGGAUCAGCAGCAUCAGUCAUUUCAUGAUGAAUGUAAGAGCCACCCAGGAUGUCUGUCUUUCUCAUCAGAACUUCUCUGUAAACGCCACAGUAGCGACCACAACUACUAUGCUAUAUGCCAUGGAUUACUAGCCAACACCCCUGGAAAACCUGACGAGUCUACAGGUCUACUCCACGACCCUCCAGAACACCUACUGGAAAGGGAAGAGCUGAUUCGCCUGAUUGCUGAGUGUGAGAUGCCGAGUCAACAGAAUGGCCGUUACGAUGCCAUGCAGCAACUCCUUCAACUUCUUGCCAAACUCACAAAAAGAAAAAACUAAAUUACGGAAAGUAAACGUCUUAAAGGAACCUUACAGAUUUGAUAAGAACAAAACUUGCUUAAGAUUACAGAUUUACAUAAAACUUACACAGUCUAUUGAUGAUGGAAACAGAAAACAUCCCUUGAAAUAAUUAUUUU